This is a messenger RNA of Mobula hypostoma (lesser devil ray), 1377 nucleotides long. RefSeq names its product chondromodulin (gene cnmd). NCBI's taxonomy places the organism in Eukaryota, Metazoa, Chordata, Chondrichthyes, Myliobatiformes, Myliobatidae. Bases 46 to 1122 code for a protein of 358 amino acids. Gene Ontology annotation, biological process: negative regulation of angiogenesis; respiratory gaseous exchange by respiratory system; negative regulation of endothelial cell proliferation. The record is from RefSeq and is a predicted model, not a curated record. The transcript has 7 exons. Gene Ontology annotation, cellular component: extracellular region.
CUGAGAUUAUCAACGGACGCUGAGGGUCAGUGUAGCACAGACACCAUGGCAGAAACUUCAGAAAAAGUGCCCAUAGCUUUGGCAGGGCCAGCUGACGUGGAGCAAUGCCUGCCGCCUGCUUACACCGUGGCCGUCAAACCCUCGAGCAGCGGCCGCCUGUUGAAGAUCGGCGCCGUGAUUCUCAUCAGCGGCUCUGCCCUCCUGGUCCUCGGAGCGAUUGGAGCUUUUUACUUCUGGAAGGUCAAUGACAAAAAUGUGUACAAUAUGCAUUAUAGCAUGAGCAUCAAUGGAAAGGUAAAGGAUGCAUCACUGGAGAUUGACACUGAAAACAACCUUGAGACUUUCAGAACUGGAAGUGGUAAUGAAGAGGCAGUGGAAAUUCAUGAUUUUCAAACUGGAAUCACAGGAAUUCGCUUUGCUGGAGGAGAGAAGUGCUACAUCAAAGCGCAAGCUAAAGCACAUCUGCCGGAUAUCGAGAGUCUGAAAACAGAAGCAGUUUCAUUUGAGCUUGAAGAUGAAAUCAUGCCAGCAAAGUUUGAAGAAGAGUCUCUUAUCUGGAUGGCUGCAGACCAACCAAUCGAAGACCAUGCCUUCCUGAGCCCUAAGGUUUUGGAACUGUGCGGUGACCUCCCUAUUUACUGGCUUCGUCCAACUUACACCAAAGAUGGUCAAAGGAGGAGAAGAUCAGUGGACCAUGAGAAGCCUCUGAUACCCGACCCUUACUACUAUGAGUUUGAGUUUAACCCUGGUGCAGUGGAUGAUUUUGGCCAAAUUGUGGGAGUUCCUGCUGAGGUUGAUGUUGAAACAACUGAGGUACAAGCUCAAGAUGCAAGGGCAAAUGAUACCAUUCCAGAAGAAGGGGGACCAUCUACCUUCAAUGCAGAAAACCCUUAUCAUAGGAUCUUAGACGGCGAGGGUGCUACCAUGACCUUUGACCCCAUGCUGGAUCACCAGGGGAUAUGCUGUGCUGAGUGCAGGCGCAGUUAUUCACACUGCCAACGUAUAUGUGAACCCCUGGGUGGCUACAUACCCUGGCCUUAUAACUACCAAGGGUGCCGAGUUGCUUGUAGGCUGAUUAUGCCCUGUUCCUGGUGGGUAGGGCGUAUUCUUGGUGUAUUGUAAGCUGCUAGGAAGUCACAUGUUUUAAAUAAAAUGCAGCCCCAUGGUAAAUAAAUAUUGGCCAUAACUUAAUUAACGGCCAUUUUUGGAAAGAAUGUUCAGAUUGUCGUAUAAUUCAAAGUGCCUUUAUAAUCUUAUCUGUUAAAACUAAUCAGUCUGUGCUCCAAACCGACCAAACUGUGUAAAGCCACGCCAAAUUAUGCAAGACAAAUUGCAUAAGAUGACCUUGUUUAUUUAGAAAACUUGUGCAUAGCUUCG